Messenger RNA from Saccostrea echinata, 4616 nucleotides. RefSeq names its product protein transport protein Sec31A-like. The record is from RefSeq and is a predicted model, not a curated record. Bases 213 to 3836 code for a protein of 1207 amino acids. Gene Ontology annotation, biological process: COPII-coated vesicle cargo loading; endoplasmic reticulum to Golgi vesicle-mediated transport; intracellular protein transport. Gene Ontology annotation, molecular function: structural molecule activity; protein binding. Gene Ontology annotation, cellular component: COPII vesicle coat; endoplasmic reticulum exit site. Lineage: Eukaryota; Metazoa; Mollusca; Bivalvia; Ostreida; Ostreidae. The transcript has 27 exons.
AUUGAAAUUGCAGAUAAUUCUGGGAUACGCUUCCUUCUGCCACGUUGGUUUGGUAUGCAGACUGACGUGUAGACAUACAAGUGUUUUAUUAGUACGUGUUCAGAUAGAAUCUUUUUGUAUAUUAUGUUACGGAUGAAUAUUUAAUCUCACAAAUAUCGUCGUAGAAGUCACCAAAGUUGAACAGAAACAGAGUAGCACUAAAACUUUGAGAGAUGAGGGUGAAAGAGAUAGAGAGGACAGCCAAUGUGGCCUGGUCCCCAGCUCAGCAAUAUCCAAUCUACAUGGUGGCUGGAACCGCAGCGCAGCAACUGGACGCAACAUUUAGCACAUCUGCAGCUCUUGAGGUCUACCAUCUGAAUCUAGCAGAUCCUUCUUUAGACAUGCCAUUGGUUGCAUCAGUACCAUCUGAGUGCAGGUUUCAUAAAGUAGUAUGGGGUUCACAUGGUAUGACCAGUACUAAUAUGUCAUCAGGAGUUGUGGUGGCGGGAGCUGACAAUGGAAGUAUGUACUACUAUGAUGCUGCUGGUAUGAUCAAGGGAGAUGAAGACUGUCUAAUGUUUAAGAAAAACAAGCAUGUUGGAGCUGUCAAGGCUUUAGAUUUUAACCCUUUUCAGACAAAUUUACUGGCCUCUGGGGCUUCAGAAUCAGAGAUUUAUAUUUGGGACUUGAAUAAACCAGAUAAUCCCAUGACACCAGGGGCCAAAUCUCAGCCCCCAGAAGAGGUUGCCUGUGUAGCAUGGAACAAGCAAGUGCAGCAUAUCUUGGGCUCUACAUUUGCUGCUAGAUGUGUUGUGUGGGAUUUAAGAAAGAAUGAACCUAUAAUCAAGAUCAGCGAUAGCAUGUCACGGAUAAAAGCCAAAAUUGUGAGCUGGCACCCUGAUGUAGCCACACAGUUGUGUUUGUCGUCGGAGGAUGAUCAUACUCCAGUGAUCCAGCUGUGGGACCUUCGUUAUGCCACCUCACCUGUCAAACAGCUGGAGAAUCACACCAGAGGUGUGCUAGAUAUAGCAUGGUGUCCACAAGAUCCAGACUUAUUAUUGAGCUGUGGAAAAGAUAAUAGAAUUCUGUGCUGGAACCCCAACAGUAAUGUCCAAGGAGGAGAGGUUGUAUAUGAGUUACCUACAAGCAAUCAGUGGUGCUUUGAUGUGAAGUGGUGUCCUCGGAAUCCAGCUGUUAUUUCUAGUUCUUCAUUUGAUGGUCAUGUUACAGUGUAUUCUCUGAUGGGAGGAGGGCAUCCAAUCCAUCACAGUGACAAGGUUGCUGAUGCAUUUCAAUCGAAUGAUCCAUUUGCACAAACCAGUCCACCAUCUCAGACUACGCAAAAUGUAAUGCCUCUUCAGAAACCACCCAAGUGGUUAAGAAAGCCUGUGGGAGCCAACUUCGGGUUUGGUGGUCGACUUGUUAGCUUUGACACAGAAAAAUCUCAGAAUCCCCAGCAGCCCGCCCCAAAGAUGGUGUACAUCAGUCAAGUAGUCACGGAGACGGACCUGCUACAGAGGUCCCUUCAAUUAGAGCAGGCUCUGGAAAACGGCCAGUAUGUGGAAUAUUGUGCCAUGAAAUCGGCCAACUGCACAGAUCCUCUACAGGAAAAUAUAUGGAACUUCCUUAGAGUCAAUUUUGAAAAGGAGCCAAGAGAACAUUUUAUUCAGCUCUUAGGAUACGAUAAAACAGAUCUGGCUAAAAAGGUUUCUGAACAUGUUGGCAUGGGGCAGGACAGUGGAGUGGAUGCAAAGAUUCUUGCACAGAAAAUGUCACAGCUUAGUCCUGAGGACUUGCAGCAAUCUGGGCGCCAAGCUUCUGUCCAGGGUUCUCCAGUGGUGGGAUCCAAGACGCCAUUGAGUCAAGAUGAAGCUGCUUCAGCUUUUGAUGAGAUUGGGUUGUCACAGAGUAGUAAAUCUGAGGAUUUGGACCAAGAGUCACUUAAACCAUUGCUUAUACCCACAGAUCAAGAUGCAGAUGGACUUUUAAGUCAGGCCUUGUUGACUGGAAACUUUGAAGCUGCUGUUGAGAUAUGUCUUUGUGAAAACAAAAUGGCAGAAGCUAUUAUCCUAGCCAUAGCUGGAGGGCCGGACCUUCUCAGUCGCACACAGAAGAGAUUCUUCCAGCAGAGCAAGUGCAGCAUAGGAAGACUAAUAUCCUCGGUGGUCACCCAUGACUGGUCACACAUUGUGGAAACCUGUGAUCUGUCUAACUGGAAGGAAGCUUUAGCUUUAAUCUUAACUUAUGCUUCUCCUGAUGAGUUCUCUACACUGUGUGACAGCUUGGCUAAUCGACUGGAAUCUGAGAGUGCAGAUGACCUGAGUGUGUAUGCCAGUUUGUGUUACAUUUGUUCUGGAAAUGUGGAAAAACUCUUACAAAACUGGUACGCUAACACAGAAGGAAAUAACACACCACUUGGUUUACAGGACAUGGUAGAGAAAGUAAUGUUACUGAGGAAAGCAGUGGAAUUGUCUCGAGGACAGGCUACCGAUAUCAGUGGAGGACUAUUGGCUGAGAAAAUGAACGAGUAUGCAAGUCUCCUUGCAGCUCAGGGAAGCUUAGACACAGCUGUCAGAUAUUUAGGAAACUCUACAGAUACAAAUCUCAUGAUCAUGAAAGACAGAUUGUAUAAUGCUCUGGGAGUUCAGGGAUCACCGUGUCCAUUCCAGAAGAUAAAUGUAUUACCAGCAGGUGCUCCUCAGCCCCAGCAGAGGACCACUCAGGCUCAGAGACCGACUGGUCAGGUAGGGACUCAUCAGACUCAGGCCAAGGGCUCAUUUGGAACUGUGACCACACCCAGUAGUUCUUACAACAAUCCAAUGAGUUAUACAGCUCCGUACACACACAUGAAUGGGGUGACAUCACAACCCUCGUACUAUAAUCCAACAGCAAAUGUUGCUCCUAAGACACCUCCAUCAAGCACAGGUGCCAUGUCUAAAGGUGCUCUGUCACAUAAAUACCCCUCACACCCAGCCACAACAUCAGCUUAUGACCCCUACACACAAGGAGGUUACCAGCCCAACAAUCAGCCAUAUAAUCCAGUUCCAGCAUAUGAUCCAUCUUACUACAGUGGAAUGGGAGCAUCUAACCAGCCAUCAAACCAGCCAACAAAUAUGUAUCAGCCUUUUCAUAAUCCAGCAGGCUCGGCUUCAAUGGCUCCACCACCUGUGAGUGACAACCACAAUGUCCACUCCUUCAUGAAUAACCCUCCCCCCUCAGCCUGGAAUGACCCUCCCCCUCUGAAAGAAAAGAAACCAAAGAAUCCACCAACACAGUAUGAUGGAACUGCAAUAACAAGUCCAUUGUAUGGGACUUUAGUACCUCAAGACCCAAAUCAGGCAGGAGGGGCUACAAAUUAUAGCCUGUACAACCCCCAGGAGCACCAGGCAGAAAUACAGCCUGCCCAACCCCCAAGGACAUUACAAAAUGCCUCUGCUCCCCCUGGUUCUCAACAGAAGGCAGCAGCUUCUGUAGCUCCUCCAGAGCCCCCUAAACCUGUGGAGAAAGGACCAAUCCCCUCUGAACACCAAGUCUUACAAGAUAUUUUCAACAGCUUAGUACACAACUGUUCAAAUGUGGCCUCAAAUGCUCAAAUGAAGAGAAAAUUAGAUGACGUUUCGAAAAAGUUGGAACUUCUCUAUGACAGAUUGCGAGACCAUAGUCUGUCCCAGUCUGUGAUAUUGGGUCUACAUCAGAUAGUCCAGGCCAUACAACAGUACGAUUACAACACAGCUCUACAAAUCUACACACAGAUGAUUAGUCAGGGCAACUUCUCAGAAAUCAGCAGCUUCAUGCCGGGACUCAAAAUGUUGAUACAGUCAGCAAUGCAAAUGAAUGUAUAUGUGCAAGCACACUAGUCUUAGAUUAGUUUAGGAUUUUACAGUAUUUAUAUCAUGAAACGAUGAGCUGCCAAAUUUUAGGGUGUUGUAUAAGAACAUUAAUAUGAUACCUCACAGAUAAUGUGAUAUGUGGGUAUUAACUCUUGGAAAUAACUCAGAGGAAUUUCAUAAGUUAUAAGAUACAAUUUUACCAAAAAGAAUGUUAUCCACAUGAGUGAAAUUCUUGUGGAUUAAAGGAAUGACUUUUACUUCAUAUUUAUUCAUGUGAUGUAGACAAGAUAAUAACAUAUUAUCACUAUACCUGUAUAUGUAAAACCUCAGAGCUGGUCCCUGGCAGCCCAGAAUAAGAUUCAUAAUGCUGUAUAUUAUUUCUCUUCAUGUAGAUAGGGCCUUAUUUUAUUUCAAAAGGAUGUGAGAGCAUAUUUUUCUAGUCAUUCUUCAUGAAAGCAUCUAACAUAAAAUGCCUAGAUACAUUAUUGAGAUUACUGUAGAAAUUUUUGUGAAAUUUUUAUUGGAAUGAAUUAAAUGCACUCUAUAGUUAAUGCUUCAAAUGCAGAUUCUGUUAAAAUUCAUUUGAAAUUACAUGUACUUGGAAACAAGUAUUGGUUGUCCAUUAUGUAGGUUUUCUCUGUUACAAGCACAGUGUUCAGAACAUUUGAAAUCAAUUUUAAUCUACAAAUAUUGUGUAAUGAAUAUUUAGAAUAUGGUUAACAUGCUGUAUACAUGUAUUUGUACUGAACAUGACUGUUAAUGUGAUUGACUGAUGUACAAGUAAUUAUAAAAAGAAAAACUAAGCAA